Dissoconium aciculare CBS 342.82 is the source of this 2039-nucleotide messenger RNA. Its product is annotated as kynureninase. Gene Ontology annotation, molecular function: kynureninase activity; pyridoxal phosphate binding. Gene Ontology annotation, cellular component: cytoplasm. Gene Ontology annotation, biological process: NAD+ biosynthetic process. The record is from RefSeq and is a predicted model, not a curated record. The coding region runs from base 360 to 1862 and encodes 500 amino acids. The transcript has a single exon. NCBI's taxonomy places the organism in Eukaryota, Fungi, Ascomycota, Dothideomycetes, Mycosphaerellales, Dissoconiaceae.
CUGGCUGGCUGGCGGUCAAGGCAGACAAUUGCCCGUCGAGCUUUGUCAUUGUUCGCUGCACUGACCUUCCCAACAAACGCGGCGACAUGCACUGCAAGAGUGGGAGCCACAUACGACAACUGCGUGUAUGACGCAACACUGUCACGUCGCCGUACAUGCGUCACAGCAAGAAAUGGGCUGGGUUGAUGAACUCGUCGACGAUGUCAUUCCCGAAUUCUCCCCACCUUGAUAGCUUCCGGGUGCUUGUAUGCGGACCUGCAUAUCGGUGCAUACCACCACGCCGAACCAUAACUCGCACAGAUCUUGUUGCAUGUCGUUCUCGCAGACCUGGAACGACUCGCUAGGGUCUGUUUGCAAACAUGGUCGAGGCAGAUCUUGCUUCCGUAGCAUAUGCUCAGACUCAAGACGAUGCCGACCCGCUCAGGCAAUUUCGUGAUCUCUUCCUCAUCCCGAGCAAAGCCGACCUCGCCAGAUCCACAAUAGUUUCAGAUAAUGACGAGAGUCCCGCAAGCAACGCAGAUCCGUGCACUUACCUCUGCGGCAACUCCUUGGGCCUCCAACCAACCUUGACUCGAAAAUAUUACGAGGAGUAUUUGUCCGUAUGGGCUCAAAAGGGCGUCUUUGGUCAUUUCAAGCCCAUAUCCGAUACUCAUCUUCCUCCAUGGUUACACGCCGAUGAUGAUGUCCGAGCCGAUAUGGCCACAGUGGUCGGCGCCCAGGAGAGCGAAGUGGCAGUCAUGCAGACCUUGACAGCCAAUCUGCAUUUGAUGAUGUGCAGCUUCUACCGUCCGACUCCAACGCGAAAUAAGAUUUUGAUUGAAGGCAAGGCCUUUCCAAGUGAUCAUUUCGCUGUCGAAUCACAAAUUGCAUUUCACGGCUAUUCUCCGAAGGAUUCCAUGGUUCUCCUCGAGCCCCCAGUGUCAGCAACCUCUCCUGUCCCGUUGAUUUCUACUGCUCAAAUUCUCGAGGCCAUCGACCAACACAGCUCCGAGCUAGCUCUGAUUCUUCUUCCUGGCAUCCAAUACUAUACAGGCCAAUUCUUCGACAUCGCCACCAUCACCGCACACGCUCGCGCCAAGAACAUCACCAUCGGCUGGGAUCUUGCACACGCCGUCGGGAAUGUCCCUUUGCAUCUACACGACUGGGACGCCGAUUUCGCAGUGUGGUGUACGUACAAAUACCUGAACAGUGGUCCCGGCAGCAUCGGAGGCUGUUUCGUACACGAGCGACAUGGCCACAUCACCACCACCAACACAUCCGACUCUUCCGACCCUCAAUUCUCAUAUCAUCCCCGGCUCUCCGGCUGGUGGGGCUCCGCGCAAUCCUCCCGGUUCGUCAUGGCCAACAUCUUCACGCCCAUUCCCGGCGCCGCGGGGUUUCAGGUGAGCAACGCGAGCGUCGCAGACACAACCGCCGUGCGCGCCUCGCUCGACGUUUUCAAGCGGACGACACCCGCUGCGCUGCGCGAGAAAAGCCUCCGCCUGACGGGCUACUUGGAGAGUCUACUCGACGGAUUGGCUGAGAGGCAGCAGGGCGGGGCGCAGUUCUCGAUCAUUACGCCUAGGGACCCGAAGCAGCGCGGGGCGCAGCUGAGUCUCUUGCUCAAGCCGGGAUUGUUGGAGAGUGUCAUGGCGACGUUGGAGGCGGCGGGCGUGGUGGUGGAUGAGCGGAGGCCAGAUGUCAUUCGGGUCGCGCCAGCGCCGUUGUAUAAUUCCUUUGAGGAUGUCAGACGUUUCGUCGAGGUCUUCGAACGAGCGUGUGAGGUUCCCACCGAGUCUGGGAAUGCUGGAGGGAAGGAUGCGACAGGGAGUUUAGGAGUAGACGGCGGCAGGGGUGAGAAGGGCUGGAGUGAGAUCAAGUGAUACGUUUCAUCUAUCGGAGCUAAUGCGCCAUACGAAAGUGUAGUUUGUUACAUUUGAAAAGAGUUACAAACGACCAGCCGUAGACACUUCGUAUUUCAAGAGAUUCGUCCAAUAGAAUUUUACUGCAAUGUGCUAAGGCCACAUUGCUAGAGUAUGGUAUCAUAACGCUCUCAACUA